CUCAACCUCAUCACAUAUCUUCUGUAUCACUUGUUUUUCUGCUUCACAGACUAUACUUCAUUGGAAAAGUAUAAUUAUAUUUAAUAUGAGGUUGCAAUCUACCUUGUUCGACCAGCUACAGAACGAAUUUUGCCCUCCACUGGAUACAUCACUUUUGGCGGCGUUAAUAGCUGACAUAGAAAGCGACGACAAUGGGAGCUUUGUUGAACCGUCAUCAACAGACAUUGCCAACCUUCGAGCCUCGCUGACUGAGCUUGCUGCUGAAGCCGAGACCUCUCAACUUUCCGAACAAUAUGUGAACCUCAACUUGGGUGCAGGUUACUCUGACGAUACAACCAGCACUCCCAGUGCAUAUGUAGGGGAAACCUCGACAUCGAGCACUUCUGGUUCAGUAUCGUCGCAAUCUUCAUUUAGCUCCCCUUUAGGUUUUCUGCAAGCCGCUCUACCGCACAUUAAACAUGACCAAUUAAACCGGGCUCUGUCUAAUACUCAGCCUGGUGAUAGUGAGAUGGACAUGUGGGAUCUUGUAGCUGGAAUCCUGUCGGAAGAACGGAUACGAGAAAUGGAGGAGCGUGGUCUUGACGGAUCGGAGGAUGCGGACAAUAUGGAGGACGAGUCUCCAUGGAACAUGGUUUGUUCAAAGAAGAAAGUUCUUCGUGCCGGAGAGCACAAGACUACUGGGAAGAAGAGAAAGAGGAAUAAGCCAAUUGCCCUUACAGAUAUUCGCCAGCAGCACAGAUGCGCACCCGUUCGAUCGAAUAGUCUUGACUCUCCUCGAGGCGGACCGAUGCCAAUAUCAGAUAGGUGGACUCAGCUCUCAUCGCUAUCGACCCAUGUGUCGACGUUUCUACCACCCCACGAACCUUCCUUCUUCCUCUCCUAUUUCCAUUCCCCGAGCUACUCUUCUCCGUAUGCAGCACUCUUCUCUGCCCUUUCCACGAUCAACAGGUCACACCAACCCGAUGUUGAUAAGCACAUACCCGUUCUUGUUACCUUGCUCGAAAUGUUACACACAAUUUACGAAGAUUUAAAUUCAGAAGAGCACUCUCGACUCAGAUUAGACGCCGAACUUUGCGUCAAUGCCACACAAGGAAGAGGUGACGACGCUUUUGAGCUUGCCAAACUUCUUCGAGAGCUCGACACCGACUCCUCUUCUGGUUAUCUACAGAUGGGCGUGUAUCACUCUUCUCAGCCGACAUCUGCGCCUCAGAAUGUAUCAGGACCUCUGAAAUCGCUAGAACCUCCACCUUCGCCAUUACCUCCGAAGACACAAUAUACUUCUGUGCCACCGGCUGUGGCUCACAAACCGAGUCCGUAUCAGUGGCAAUCUGUCAAACGGCAGAAGGGGCCAGAACGUAUUCCACAGUCACUACCCAUGCACAUCCCAGCUUAUACGAGGGAUGUCAAUGGGAUGAAGAUCAAGGGAAGUGGCAAUGGAAUUGGCAAAUGUGGCAAAGGCGACGUGGGGGAAAUCGAUGAAUAUAGAAAGCGGAUGAACGAGAGCAUGAAGAAGAGGGACGAGAUGCUCAAGGAAGCAGCGUUAAUGUGGCAGCGCGGAACUAGCAAAAGUAGAGGCGGGGAGGUGGCUAUGUAUUAUGCUGAAAGGGCACGCGAACUCCAGGAAAUGGCUAAGAAAGACGCGCUGCAUGUUGCCUACAUGAUGGUGGAUGCCAAAAGAGAAGCAUCAAAUGAUGCCAAUACUUUGGAUCUACACGGAACAACCGCUGCCGAAGCUAUCUAUGUUGUGAAAGAGACAUUGAAGACGAUCGAUGUGUCCGCCAAGCCUUUGAAAGUCAUCACGGGGCGUGGUAGUCACUCCGUCAAUCAAGUCAGUGUGCUAAAGCCUGCUAUUCGAAUGGGACUCGUAGAAGAUGGAUGGAUGGUCAGCUCCUGGGAUGCCGGACUAAUCAUUCGAGGAAGACGCGCUGGAGCAUCAUGACAAACAGAGCGUCUAUGCUCUCCUCCGAGUCCCCAUUCAACGGCGCUCCAUCUGUUCUCUUGCUCGCUGAUACUGGUGGUAAUAUGAUGUUUCAUGGUCUUUCCUGUCCUUACCCGAUUUAUAUUUUGUUUUCAGACUUGAAAUAUUGCUAGGUUCUAUAUUCUCGUGUUUGUAUCUACUACCUGUAUCGUCAGAGUAUUUUUAUGCCUGUAGCUAUCGCCGCUGCCGUAUCCUUUAGGUUAGAAUAAUCUCAUCCCGCUAUUUACCAACCUCGCCUUCCAUAUGUAAGCAUGAUGUCC
Messenger RNA from Guyanagaster necrorhizus, 2238 nucleotides. RefSeq lists its product as uncharacterized. The transcript is spliced from 5 exons. Gene Ontology annotation, cellular component: nucleus. Gene Ontology annotation, molecular function: endonuclease activity. Lineage: Eukaryota; Fungi; Basidiomycota; Agaricomycetes; Agaricales; Physalacriaceae. Bases 86 to 1939 code for a protein of 617 amino acids. The record is from RefSeq and is a predicted model, not a curated record.